AUGUCUAAUGCAAGUUCCUUGAUUGAAGAUGCCGGCUUGCAGCGGGAAUUGCGCGCCAAAUCCCGCAGCUGGAUUCAUGUCGCUCAAAGUUGGGUCUCUGCACCCAUUGAAAAAGAUCGCCUCUCAAUAGAGGGACUACAAAUUUAUUGUUUGCUUCUUCUCGCUCGCCAGGUGAAUUGUGUCGGAGCAGAUUUAGUCUGGAUCUCAGCUGGCUCAUUGAUGCGCAUGGCGAUACAAAUGGGAUUGCAUCAAGACCCCGACCACCUAGGAGGAAUGGCGCGGCUACAAAAGGAGAUGCGAAGAAGACUUUGGUACACAAUUUUGGAGCUCAAUGUGCAGGCUGCUUUGGACUCAGGCAUGCGUCCCAUGGUCACUGGUGAUGAUUUUAACACCCGGCCGCCUUCAAAUAUCAACGACGAAGAUUUGGACAACGAAAUGCAGCGGGAGUCCUCUAAGGAAAUGUCUUCAACGCCAACGCGGGCUUCAUUCCAGUGUCUAUUGGCCGCAUCCGUGCUUUUAAGGCUGGAGGCUGCUAGGGUCAUCAAUGCGUUGAAGGAGGAGCCUCCAUAUGAUCGCGUUGUUCGUCUCGGAGAGGAGUUAGCGUCGGUUUGUCGCAAUGCGACUGUCUCCAUUAAUCACCACAGGUCGGUUGCCAAGGACCUGUGGCCGACAGAAUUUCCAUAUAGCUGGUGUGACCAUUUUCACCGUCGAUUCCUGUUGUGCCUCCACCUUCCUUAUGCAGUCAAAGCCGCGCACAAUCCGAUAAACAGCUACUCGUCAAAGGCAGGCCUCGAUGCCGCGCUUUAUCUAGUCUCACUGCUUGACGACGAGAUAUACCGUCGCCUACUGCUUGUUGGUGGAGGCAUGUUUCGAGAUAUUUUGACGUCUGGCGCUAUGUUGAUAUUUUUGGAAUUAAUCACACAGCUGGAAAACGAGAGCUCUGCAUUUUUGAAGAAACGCAAUCAGGCACGCAGGGAGCCGCUCUUGGAAGACGCGAGGAACCUCGUUCAGUAUGCCCAGGAUAGACUUUGGUAUGGCGAGACAAACGUGAAGGGCUAUGUGUUUGUGAGUAUGGCUAUGGGCCAAGUGGAUGCCAUGCUCAGCAACUCGUCAACCAAAGAUGCUAUUGUCAAGUCUGCAAGCGAGAGUCUCGUAGUCUGCCAUGACAUACUGAGAUCCACAGCUGCUAACUUACUCUCAAGAGUUACUAUGGAUCCCAAUGUGGCAUGCGGGAUAGGCGAUGACGCAUUGGCAAUCCCCAUUAUUGAUGAUAUCAAUUUCGACUUUAUGAACGAUGGAAACAUGGACUUUGGACUUGCAAGCUCUUGCGUCGCCAUCUUCGAGAUCGGAUCUGCGGUUUGCGGAUCCGCACCUAAUAUGGACGCCCUCAUCGUGGGCCGUGUUCUUUGUGGUAUCGGUGGAUCUGGACUAUACUGUGGUGUGAUCACACUUCUGGCAGCCACCACCACACUACAAGAGCGGCCAAUGUAUGUAGCCAGCACCGGUAUGACUUGGGGUCUCGGCAUGGUCCUCGGCCCAAUUGUGGGAAAAGGCUUCAGCCAGGCUCUGUCGGCUGGCGCAAGCGGGAACAUCAUCGGCUUGUUCGUCUGCUCAGGUGUGCUGUUCAUUUUGCUCCAGCAGGCCUUCACUAUCGGUACCACCGUUACCCGGCGGAUUGUGCCAGUAGAGUUGUUCAAGUCCCGCACGAUGCUCUUCGUUUUUGCCUGCACAUCGGCAGCCGGUACAGCUUGUUUCGUCCCCGUUUACUUCGUUCCACUCUUCUUCCAGUUCACCCGAGGCGAUGGUGCGCUUGACGCCAGUGUUGGGCUGCUGACUUUCAUUACUCCUUGCAUCGUCAUGAUCUGUGUCAAUGUCGGCGUUAUGUCUGCAUAUGGUCUAUAUAUGCCAUGGUACACCAUUGGAGGCGCUCUCGUGCUCACUGGUGGCGCCCUUUUCUACACCGUCGGUGUUGACACAAGCGCUGCCUAUAUCUACGGAUACAGCGUCCUUACCGGCCUUGGCACUGGAAUGUAUCUCCAAGCCUCGUUCUCGGUUGCUCAAGCUUCUGUCGCCCUUGAUAUGGUGGCUAGUGCCUCAAGAUUCAUCACCUGUGCCUUUGGCGAUAGUAGUGCCAACGACCUGGGCUGA
Messenger RNA from Penicillium arizonense, 2148 nucleotides. RefSeq names its product MFS transporter/fungal specific transcription factor domain-containing protein. Gene Ontology annotation, cellular component: nucleus. Gene Ontology annotation, molecular function: RNA polymerase II cis-regulatory region sequence-specific DNA binding; DNA-binding transcription activator activity, RNA polymerase II-specific; transmembrane transporter activity. NCBI's taxonomy places the organism in Eukaryota, Fungi, Ascomycota, Eurotiomycetes, Eurotiales, Aspergillaceae. Gene Ontology annotation, biological process: transmembrane transport; regulation of transcription by RNA polymerase II; DNA-templated transcription. The transcript is spliced from 3 exons. The record is from RefSeq and is a predicted model, not a curated record. Bases 1 to 2148 code for a protein of 715 amino acids.